UUUGUCUUCGCAACGUAGGGGAAGCGGAGAACCACACGGCCACCCGCCCCCCACCACCCCCCGACCCACCGCCCCGGUCAAAAAUCCUAAUUAGAACAAGUUCGAUCGAUCGAUCGAUCGUCAUUAACGAUCUCGAGAGCCCUCCAAAUCGAAAGUUCCCCCGAAGAAUUCUAGGAUUUCCCUAAUCCGUCGAAUUCGCCCCUUCCUUCUUCCUUUGCCGAUAUGGUUACCACCGGUGGUUCGUCGUCGGCCCGCUUCCACGGCGUUGAUCGCUUCUAUUGCCCUCCCGCCGUUAGGAGGCAUCUCGAACAACAGCAACAGAAGCUCCAGCAGAAGAAAUCAUCGACGCAAAGGCCGGCGCGGCCGAGGACCCGGCCGUCCCCGGCCCCGGAAGAGUCCCGUGAGGCGGCCGAGAACCGAGCCAAAUCGGAUGAUUCGUCAUCGAAACCCUCCGUCUCGUCUUCGGCUUCGUCUCUCCCGACUCCUGCCGGCAAUCUUGACCGAUUUCUCGAAUUCACCACUCUGAUCGUCCCCGCUCAUUACUUCCCCAAGACAAACGUUAGAGGGUGGAGGAACUGCGACGACGCGUUGAAGUCGCACCCCUACUUUUGCCUCGGAGAUCUCUGGGAGUCUUUCAAGGAAUGGAGCGCUUAUGGCGCCGGGGUGCCGCUGGUGCUGAACGGCAAUGACUCCGUUGUGCAGUAUUAUGUGCCGUAUCUCUCUGCCAUUCAGAUAUAUGUGGACACUUCUACUCCCACUUUGAGAUCGAGACCUGGUGAGGAAAGUGAUGGGCAACAUUACCUGGAUACUAGCAGUGAUAGCAGCAGCGAGAGUGAAGUAGACCAGAUACAGGAAGGAUUUGCAUCUUUGGGAACCACCAACCACCAUGAGCGAGGAUGCUUCGUAGACGGUGAUGGCGAGUCUUGCAACCCGGCCACUGUUCCUGUUUUUGAGUACCUAGAGAGGGAUCCACCAUACAGUAGAGAACCUCUUGCUGACAAGAUAUCAGGUCUUGCAAGUACAUAUCCAAAUCUUAAAAACUACAAAAGCUGUGAUCUACUGUCCUUGAGUUGGAUGUCUGUUGCAUGGUACCCAAUUUACAGGAUACCAACAGGACCAACAUUAAGAGACUUGGAUGCUUGCUUUUUGACCUUCCACUCAUUGGCAACUCACAGAAACAACAAAAUGGAAUCUAGAGUUGGAGACAAGCAAAUGCAUAACCAUGUGAUCUCAAUGCAGUUAAUUUAUCUGCUUGUUCUGUUUCCCCUGGAGAUCUACUGUUGCCCCUCAAUGAGCUCCAUUUUCAUUUCAUAAUAUUUUGAUUUCCAAGUGUAAGCAUGUCUCUUCACUGCAUAAUGUUUGUAUAAAGGGAUAGGGCCAUUUUGAGAGAGUGCAGACAUGAUUACAUUGAGAAAUUUGGUUAUCUGCACCAAUAGAACUCAACAUGCAGCUGUUGACAAUUAGGUUCUGAUAUGUUUUUUUUACUGACAGUUUCUCACGGGGGUUUAUGUAUACCCCUGAUAAUAGAUGUACUUGUCAAUUACUAUUGUUGCUAGAGUAGUGUUGAGAGAAAGCCAGCAA
Messenger RNA from Musa acuminata AAA Group (dessert banana), 1581 nucleotides. RefSeq lists its product as uncharacterized. Bases 223 to 1314 code for a protein of 363 amino acids. The record is from RefSeq and is a predicted model, not a curated record. NCBI's taxonomy places the organism in Eukaryota, Viridiplantae, Streptophyta, Magnoliopsida, Zingiberales, Musaceae. The transcript has 6 exons.